AUGGUGACGCUACCCGCCACCUGUGUGUGGCGAGCCUGGCGUCUUCUGGCUCUCUGGCUGGACCUCGGCAUGCGAGGAGGUAGCAUGGCGCAAGAGAACAUCGGACUGCUACUCGAGCGGCAGGACAUGCCGCUUGACAGUGGCCAAGCUAUUGAAGUAGGCAUCGUUGUGCAUUUCUGCCACAGCGGGAACGGGGACUGUCUCCAUUCCCGAGUGUAUCCAAGUCUGCUCAAUGGCCAAAGCCCUGCUGGCGAGCGGGGGGGGAGUACUCUGGGCUCGCGCACUCCAAUGCAACCCGGCAUCAACAUGGCCGUGGCUGGCGGCAGCGAGGUCGCACGCGUUAUCACCCAAGGUAUUAUGACCGACGGCAAUUGA
Messenger RNA from Metarhizium album ARSEF 1941, 375 nucleotides. RefSeq lists its product as uncharacterized. The record is from RefSeq and is a predicted model, not a curated record. NCBI's taxonomy places the organism in Eukaryota, Fungi, Ascomycota, Sordariomycetes, Hypocreales, Clavicipitaceae. The coding region runs from base 1 to 375 and encodes 124 amino acids. The transcript has 2 exons.